This is a messenger RNA of Strongylocentrotus purpuratus (purple sea urchin), 4153 nucleotides long. It is a transcript of the gene abcb6, whose product is annotated as ATP-binding cassette sub-family B member 6, mitochondrial. NCBI's taxonomy places the organism in Eukaryota, Metazoa, Echinodermata, Echinoidea, Camarodonta, Strongylocentrotidae. The transcript is spliced from 21 exons. Gene Ontology annotation, biological process: transmembrane transport; heme transport. The record is from RefSeq and is a predicted model, not a curated record. Gene Ontology annotation, molecular function: ABC-type heme transporter activity; ATP binding; ATP hydrolysis activity. The coding region runs from base 339 to 2834 and encodes 831 amino acids. Gene Ontology annotation, cellular component: membrane.
CUAUUGUAUGAGCAAAGAUUCUAAUCCAAACUCUCGUGCAAUACCACAAUAUUACGUAGUGCAUGCAAUGUGCAUGCAGAGCGUUGCGUAAUUUGGGAUGACUGUGCAGAAUUAAGCCAGACCUUCUUCUUCUUGAGCUUGGCUUGGCUUCCUCCAGUUUGGAGAACUGCAGUUGGUGCCGGUGCAGGUGUUGGUAGUACACAUAUAAAAAGGAUAGACAUAGAUUCUAGGGCCUAGAGUCUAGAUCAGCUCGACGACAGCGCCCCACUGAACUGAUACUGAUCAGCUGUUAGAUAGUGCUACUGAUACUAGUGAUAAUCAGUGAUACGCACAGCACGAUGGCAGAAGCAAGUUUCUGUCCGGGGAACUCUAGUUUCGUUCCGAUCUGGGUGGACCAUGGACUGUCCAGGUGCUUCAUGGAGACCCUCGUCUCGUCCAUCAUGUUCCUUGUCGUCGUUGUCAUGGGAGGGAUUCAGGUUUUAAUAUUCUGGAAACGGGCUAUGAGUGUCGAACAACGAUUCCGAACGAACCCUUUUUGGUUUCGCCUCCAAAUCUUCCUCUCCAUCGCCAUGGUAACCCAGUACAUCCUCCGCAUCGUGAUGUACGCCGUCCUCCACGAGCCCCUCAACGGCGACAUCGAACUCGGCACCUGCUUCUACAUCUCCUCCUACAUCGUCUCCUUGUUUGUCAUCGCCAUCGAGCGCACCAAGUUCCUCGCCAGCCGAGUACGCGGUCACGGGUUCAUCCUGCUCCUCUUCUGGUCCUUGGCGUUCCUGAACGAGAACCUGGCGUUCGUGUCAUGGGGAAGUCCCCACUACUGGUGGAAGCUGGAGACGGAGUUCCACCAGACCAUGUUUGGCCUGUGGGUGGCGCGUUACGUCAUCACGUUUUGCCUGUUUGUUCUCGGUCUGCGAGCGCCGGGGCUGCCAAGGAAGAGCUACAUGCUUAUCGUCAACGAGGAUGGUAGAGAGCCGACCAACGAAAUACCUCUGAGUGGGCCAGAAAACGCCUCAACGUGGGCCAACGCGAUGCUCAAGGUGCGCAUUGUCUGGCCCUACGUCUGGCCUAAAGGGAACUGCCUGAUGCAGCUCAGGAUACUGUUCUGUCUCGUCAUCUUGGUAGCUGGACGUGUUAUCAACGUUUUUGUUCCUGUACUCAACAAGAACAUAGUGGAUGCGCUAUCCGGUACUCCAACAUUUCCAGUCAGGUACAUCGUGUACUACGUAGGAUGCAAGCUGUUGCAGGGCGGUGGCUUUGGUAGUUUGGGUCUACUGAGUAACAUUCGAUCUCUCCUGUGGAUCCGAGUUCAGCAGAAUACCACCAAAGGAAUCAUGGUCCGACUAUUCGAACACCUCCACCAUUUGUCAUUACGUUGGCAUCUGAACCGAAAGACGGGUGAAGUUCUCAGGAUGAUGGACAGAGGAACAACCAGCAUCAACAGUUUACUCAGCUACAUCGUCUUCAACAUCUUACCAACAAUCGCUGAUAUUGUUAUUGCUGUGGUCUACUUCAUCAGUGCUUUCAACGCAUGGUUCGGCCUUAUCGUGUUUGUGGCUAUGACCUUCUUUAUCGUUGUCACCAUUAUUGUUACCGAGUGGAGGACAAAAUUCCGACGAGAGAUGAACUUGAAGGACAAUAAGAUGAGACAGAAAGCCAUAGACUCUUUGCUCAAUUUUGAAACGGUAAAAUACUACAACAAUGAGGCAUUUGAGGUCAAUAUCUAUGAUGAAUGCAUCACAGACUAUCAGGUGAGUGAGUGGAAGUCUACCGCAUCGCUGUCCAUACUGAACUCAGCCCAGAACCUUGUCAUCAACGCCGGUCUCCUGGUAGGAUGCUUGCUCUGUGCUCAUAUCGUCUACGAAGGAAGACUCACAGCCGGAGACUAUGUACUGUUCUCAUCUUACAUCAUGCAGCUGUACAGCCCUCUCAACUUCUUUGGUACCUACUACAGAAUGAUACAGCAAGCCUUCAUUGACAUGGAAAAUAUGAUUGAUCUUUUGGAAGAGAAACAAGAGAUCACAGAUGACCCUGACGCUAAGGAUCUUAUCGUAAGCAAAGGAAAAGUGGAGUUUGAUAAUGUCUCCUUCUACUACAACGAACAGAAGCCUAUCUUGAGAAAUGUUUCAUUUACGGUUGAACCGGGCCAAGUACUAGCUAUUGUUGGUCCGUCUGGAGCUGGUAAAAGUACAAUCAUCAGACUGCUGUUCAGGUUCUACGAGGUACAUGGUGGUCAUAUCAGAUUAGAUGGCCAGGACAUCAGUAAGGUAGCACAAAGUUCCCUGAGGAAAGUUAUUGGUGUGGUUCCACAAGACACGGUCCUUUUCAAUAAUGAUAUCAGGUAUAAUAUCGGGUAUGGCAAAACGCAAUGUUCAACAGAAGAGGUGGAGGAAGCAGCGAGAGCAGCCGACAUACAUACACGGAUCGAGUCUUUCCCUGAAGGUUAUGGUACUGUGGUAGGUGAGAGGGGAUUGAAGCUGAGUGGCGGAGAGAAGCAACGAGUAGCCAUCGCCAGGACCAUACUGAAAGCACCAGAUUUUGUUUUACUUGAUGAGGCCACGUCAGCCCUCGACACCAAGACAGAACGUAACAUCCAAGCGUCAUUAGCAAACAUCUGUCAAGGCAGGACAACCAUCGUUGUUGCUCAUCGGCUGUCCACCAUCAUCAACGCCGAUCAAAUCUUGGUGCUGCAGGACGGCAUCAUCGUAGAAAAAGGAAGGCAUGAACAGCUGUUGGGAUUGGAUGGCAUUUACGCUGAUAUGUGGCAGCAGCAGCUUCAAGCAGAGGAGGAAGCAGUUGCGAAAGGGAGCAGCGAAACCCUUGAUGAGCCAAAGUAGAAGAUGCCAGACAGAAUCUAAGACUUGUAAUCGCAAUCAGUGUGUGUGUUAUUGGAUUUUUACAGACAUGUAUCAAUCAGAUAUGAUUAUUUACGUCUGUGGACCGGCCUUUAACGUCACCGUCCGAAAGACGUGACUCAGUUUCAAACCUGCGUCCUCGGCUGAAUCAGUUUGUAACUUCCAUUGUUAGCUGGAUUACAGGCGCACGCCACAACGCCCAGUCUUCAUUUCUUUGGCUUUAAUAAUCAGAAAAUUACCUGAAAUGGAGCAGCAAAAGUCCUGAUGUGCCAAAAUAGAAGACUCCAGACAGAAAUCUAAGACUUGUAUUCACAGUUGGUUUUCAUUUCUUUGGCUUUAAUAAUCAGAAAAUUCCUUGAAGUUAUAUUGCAAAUCUUUUCUCUUGAUGCAUAUAUGUUUUUUUCUUCAGGGAAAGAGUGUGUGGGUGAUGUUUCUUCUAUGCUAUUUCUAUUUAUUGCAAGUUGUACUAUUAAGUGGUUUCGAGGUAUGAAGAGUUUCGGAAGUAUCCGCACGUUCUGUGAAGACAUUUUGUCACGCAUGGGCUUUUAGGCUGGCAAUAUUGUGGCUUCUGAAUUGGUUUGGUUGAAUUUCAGAUGAGCCUUAGAACAGUACAUGUGUAAAAUAACAUGAUUGUAAUGAUUGCAAUGAUUGCUUGUAUAUAUAUGUUACAUGUGAGGACUCUGAUAAGUUAGUUGUUUACAGUGCGCACCAUCUGAAGAUACCGAGCUAGCACUGCAUUUACAUAACACCCAAUUGGGUCAAGUGCGUUAUUUGUUCUAUACAAUAGCGACAUAUGAAAAUCAAAACGAAUGAAAGUCUAGGUGUAACGUUAGAGUCUACAAGAGUUAGACUUAGGAUAGAGUUAUGUUGGUUCUAGAAAAUGAAAAGAGAAGACCUUGCUACUUGCUCUACGCCUACACUGCCUGGAUCUAGCGUUUUGACCAAUCACAAUGUUUAUAAAUACUUGAGCUAUUUUAUAACUCUCUUUAUAUGCCACACAAAUAAUCUCACUGUGCAGCUUGUAUCUAUCAUGUGGUAGAUACACAUAAGGCUUUAAGGUUUUUUCACUGUUUCCAGCACAAGAUUAAUCUAUACAGGUGUUGGAAGUGUUGUCAUGGAACUAAUUAAGACUGUCAAUGGGAAAUUAUGCAAAGCUAUUGUGUUGCACAAGGCAAUCCUUCCAGCAGUUAGUGUCUAUUGUUUGUGCAAAAAUGCAUGAGUGGCAAACAGGUGACAGUGCAGAAAUGUGAAGAAAGUAGCCAAAGUGUUAAGCCAAUUAAAAGCAACUGUACAGACAUCAA